Molecule: messenger RNA, 2024 nt
Organism: Alexandromys fortis (reed vole)
Lineage: Eukaryota; Metazoa; Chordata; Mammalia; Rodentia; Cricetidae
Product: spindle and kinetochore-associated protein 2-like
Exons: 2
Coding region: 627-992 (121 amino acids)
Biological process (GO): mitotic cell cycle; cell division; chromosome segregation
Cellular component (GO): outer kinetochore; spindle microtubule
Molecular function (GO): microtubule binding
Source: RefSeq, a predicted model, not a curated record
GUGAAUGGGGAGGGGUGUCCUGUCAGCCUAACCCCAUCCCCAACCAGUGAUCUGUUUGUUUGCAUGAGACGGGCUCGUGUAGCCCAGGCUAGCCUCUAACCCACGUGACAUUGAACUUCUCAUGCUCCUGCCAUCCCCUCCCGAGUGCUGGGGUGAUAGGCCUGGGGCACCCUGCCUGGUUUCUGUGGUACUGCGGAUGGCGCCCAGGGCCUCGUGCAAGCUAGGAGCGCGGCAUGGAGCUGCACGAGCAACCCUCCCCUCCCCUUGCAUUCUUGCUUCAUCCCUAGAGUAUUCCAGAGCUCUGAUGCUUUCCUGGCUGCGCGCACAGUGGAGACCCCACUGAGAAAAUGUGGGCUCACCGUCUUGACGCUGGCUCGGGCCACAUCGCCACCUGGUGGCAAUGCUUGGGAACAGCGCUUUACCGUAAUGGUAAAUGGAAGGUACCGUAAAUGGAAGGUAGGCGGAUCUCUGUGAGUUUGAGGCCAGCCUGGUCUACAGAGUGAGUUCCAGACCAAUCAGGGCUACAUAAUGGUUCAUCUACAGGGUCACAUACCCCAGGCAUGGUAGCGCACCCCUGUCAGCACUCAUGAGGCGGAGGCACAGGGAUAAGAGUUUGAGAACAGAACAUGGAGGCGGAGGUCGAUAAGCUGGAACUGAUGUUCCAGAAAGCUGAUUCUGAUUUGGAUUACAUUCAAUAUAGGCUGGAGUAUGAAAUCAAGACUAAUCACCCAGAUUCAGCAGGAGAGAAAAAUCCUGGUGAAAUUUUAAAGGAAUUAUCAGCAAUAAAGUCUCGAUAUCAAGCUUUGUGUGCACGUUUUAAGCCACUUUCUGUUGAGCAAAAAGAGAACAAGAGCCGCAUUUGUGCUAUUCUGAGCAAGACAAUGACCAUGGUACAAGAACUACAUAAGCAAACAGACCUGGAGCUGACUCUACUGACUGAAGAGGAGAAAGCUGUGACAGAGCAAUUAAGAUCUUACAUGCCAGACUUAUGAAGACACGGGGUUUUAAAACGGAACUCUAAUGGAAAAAAGAUCCAUUCCAAAGAGAUUCAGCAAGAUGUUGUAUUAAUACUUGGUAUCAUUAAUUCACCAAGGGGUGGGAGGCUGAUAAGGAAGACUGAGAUUUUCCUUGAGUGUCAGAAUCAUAUGAGAGGAAAUUGUAAGAACUGUAGAUUAUCUUAUGAAUAAAAGCCAAAGGGUAAGGAGAUUUAAAUGCUGACCCCCACAGUUAAUUUUGUGGUUACAAGUAAUGAAAUCCCCUAAUACUAUUUUUAAUCUGUUUUCUUUUUGUAUGGUUGGAAUAAUUUGAGAUGUUUGGGGAUUUUGUAAAAGAAUAUUCAAGUACAUUUUCAAUCAGUAAUUGAAUGGGAAAAAUACUGUAUAUUAUAAUUACUCAGGUGUUGUUUGUUUUUUGAGACAGGCUCUCACCAUGUAGUUCUGGCUAGCCCUGGAGCUCACUAAGGAGUCCAGACUGGCAUGAAUCCUAGAGAUGCCUGCUUCUGAGUACUGGGGUUAAAGGCAUACACUACCACACUGGGCAUUGUUUCUCUCUCUCUGAGACAAGGUCUUAUGUAUCCCAGACUGGCCUCAGAAUUGGUGUUGCCAAGGAUACUCUUUUACUUUGCUACCUCCCGGCCUGUAUAAUCUGGCCCCUACACCCGAGUGCUGGGAUUCCUAGUGAGUCACCACAUCUGGUUUAUGUCAUACUAGGGAUCUACCUAGAGCCUUGUGCAUGCCAGGCUAGCACUGUACCAGCCAAGCUACAUCCUCAACCCUGUAAUCUCUGUUUUGGAAAUGCCUGUUACAUAUGAUAGCAUAUUUUUGUUGUGUGUCUAUGAUGUCCAGUAUUUCACGAAACCUAACUAAUAUAAUUAGUAGGCUGCUUUGUGAAAACUUGUUUUUCCCUUUUUUCCCAUUGCUUGCUAAUAAUAAAUGAGCCAUUUUCAAAUGCUCUUUUAAACUGUUAAAAAAAAAAAAAGAGUUUGAGAACAGCCCCAACUAUAGGGUGAGGCGUAGACACAGCCC